Apis mellifera (honey bee) is the source of this 4334-nucleotide messenger RNA. RefSeq names its product dynein assembly factor with WDR repeat domains 1. NCBI's taxonomy places the organism in Eukaryota, Metazoa, Arthropoda, Insecta, Hymenoptera, Apidae. Gene Ontology annotation, cellular component: U4/U6 x U5 tri-snRNP complex. The record is from RefSeq and is a predicted model, not a curated record. Gene Ontology annotation, molecular function: U6 snRNA binding; protein binding; U4 snRNA binding. The coding region runs from base 697 to 1947 and encodes 416 amino acids. The transcript is spliced from 10 exons. Gene Ontology annotation, biological process: mRNA splicing, via spliceosome.
GACCCGGUAAUUGGCAUCGCUUUUCAUAUUUUUCAUUUAAAAAAAUAUCUUGAAUUGCAUUCAAAAUUUUUUGAAAAGCGAUGCCAAGCUAAGAACUUCGCACAUCUUCAAUUUUAUCUAAAAUAUGAUUGCUUUAAAUUAUUUUGAGCAAUUUUCUUGGAUUAGAUUGAAGAUACUAAUAAAAUAUGGACAAAGAUAUUCUGGUUAAUUUUUUGUUUUUAUAUUUUUUUUUUUAUAUGAAACUAAAAUAUCUUUGAUACAGAUAUUUAUUAGUUAGUAUAUUUAUUGUGUAAUACGCUACUUUCGAUGUGAAGAUCUGCAUAUCUUAGAUUUAAGUUCUUGUUUUGAAUAUAAUAUAAGAUUUCGAAUUAGAAUUUGGAAUAAGUUAAUUUAAGGUAUCAUCAAUGGACAUCAAUGGACAUCAAUAGACAUCAAUAGACAUCAAUGGACAUCAAUGGACAUCAAUGGACAUCGAUGGACAACGUUGAACCAUGUCGUUGCAUCACGACCGAGAUGCAAUCGACAAAACGUGCCUUGGUAACGCACAAUAUCGCGAUUCGUCUAUUUCUGCAACCGUAUCAGGCAUCAGUUGGACACGCACGACGAAUAGGUGCGGGUCACUGCAUUGACAGCCGGGCUCGUGGCAAUUUGGUUGCUGUCUAAAACACUGGACGUGGCUGUAAUUGGAAUGUCCACAUGAAGCUGAUGAAGUUUUUGCUUCGUUACUUUCCACCAGGCCUCGCCUUGGAGUAUACUCAAGGUGGAGAUAUCAAGACGAAAAUGAUCGAUCUUCUGGAUUUGUCUGCCGAAACGGACAUAAGAGCAUUAGCGGAGAGCAUAAAAGCGGCCGAGCCUGUAAUAACCGAAAGUGUAAUGGAGCAGUUAGUGGAGACCCUGCAGAAGCUGCAAGCCAAAGUUUGCGAUACAAACCCUAAACGUUACUACAAAUACAAGACCUUGCAGACCCAUCUUCUGCCCCUCACGAAUAUCGCGUUCGAUAAACUAGGUAAAAGAUGCUUGACAGGCAGCUAUGACAGAACGUGUAAAGUUUGGGACAUUGACAGUGGAACGGAGCUUCUUACUCUCGAAGGCCAUAAGAAUGUGGUCUACACCGUGUCCUUCAACAACCCAAUUUCAGACAAAAUCGUAACGGGUUCCUUCGACAAAACCGCAAAAAUUUGGUGUUCUCGAACGGGUCACUGCACGACAACUAUGAGGGGUCACAAUGCUGAAGUAGUUGUCGCCAAAUUCUCGCCAAUUUAUACGAAGAUUGCAACUGGAUCUUUAGACAUGACGUCAAGAAUAUUUGACAUAACAACAGGUGAGGAAUUAGGGAUAUUGAGAGGUCACACUGCAGAAAUAAUCGCUUUACACUUCAAUAACGAUGGAAAUCAAAUAAUAACGGGUUCAUUCGACGGCACUGUCAGUAUUUGGGAUACAAGGAUUCUCACUCGCGUAUGCGUGUUGAUCGGCCAUCGAUCCGAAUUAUCGAACUGCAUUUACAACUUCGAUUGCUCGUUGAUCGCCUCGUCGUCGAUGGAUAAAACGGCCAAAGUGUGGGACACGAAAAUGAACUCGUGCCUGGUCACAUUUCGAGGACACGAUGACGAGGUCCUGGACCUGACCUUCGACAACAAUGGGAAAAAGUUGGCCACUGCGAGCAGCGACACCACGGCCAGAGUUUGGGAUGUGAGCACCAAUUUCAAGCAGCUGGCCUUGAUGAAGGGUCAUCGAGAAGAGGUUUCCAAAGUGUGUUUCAGCCCAAAUAGUCAACAUUUAUUGACAUCAUCUUUGGACAGAACGUCGAAAUUGUGGUCUUUGGAAAAUGGAUGCUGCAUACAGACGUUAGAUGGUCACACAGACGACGUGUUCAGUUGUGCAUUUUCUUAUAAUGGCGAUACCAUUAUCACAGCGAGUAAAGAUAACACUUGCAUGAUUUGGAGAUGACUCGAUUGGUUUCAGGUGUGCCCUUAGCUCUUACUUGUCAUUUUGUUCAUUGUUUAUGUCGUAUAUUUUUAUGCACUUUAAAAUGUUAUUCAUUCUUUUUUAUUCAUUUUAAGGUUGAAUACUUUCUUAAAUGUUUUUUAAUUGAAAUAAAAGUAUUUUUUUUUAAAUAUAAUUUGAAUUUAUCAAAUCUAUAGCAAAAGUUGUACAAGAGGAAUCCUAACAUUUUUGUAAGUGAUUUUUAAAUAAUUUGAGAUUCAAAUAGAAAUAAGUAAUGCGGAUGUAAGGAAAAAGAGAGAAGAAAUAUCUACACAAAACAUUCAAUCACAUAAAUUAAUCAUAAAUUACAGUAGAUAGUAAAAGCACUAUUGCUUGAAACAAAAUUAUUUGUAAUUAAAUUCUAUAUUCAAAUCUAAAUUUUAAAUAUUUUAAAUAAACAGUUUAUACAAAUUAGUAUCUAUUUGGAAUAUCUUAUGAUUUAUUAUCCAAUUGUAAUAUUCUUAGCAUAAAAUAAAUGUAAUUCUCGAAACUCAACAACGUUACAAAUUGUAAUAGGUAUUAUUCCAGUGUUUCUCAAAGAUGGCCAUUAUCAUCUUUCAUCGACUUUAAAAAUCUUUAUUCCAAAAUAAUUACACUGGCAUAUUUUAAAAAGAUGUCAGAACAGAUGUUGUUUAUUCAUUCAAGAGGAAUAAAAUGCAAUCGAAUCAACACGAGAAUAAUCUUUUUUGCAAAAAGAGGAUUGCAGCCAAGAAGGAAGUUGAGAAACACUGUGCACAAUGUUUAUUUUACGCGUAAUGUCCUAAUAUCCGCAAUCCAAUUGUAAAUAACAAAAUGAGCUUAAUUGUACGGAAUGCAAUAUCUCCGCGAGUGAAUUGUUUGGAGAGCGCAAUUAUUCACACAAUUUCUAAAUAUAUUAAAUGAAACGUACGUUACGAGGUGUAACGAGGAGAUGGUAUUUGUUAGCAAAACGGGUUUCCAUCAAAACCCAGAGAAACCCACCGGCGUCGUUUUAUAUAACUCACGCAGCAGAAUACUUGUGGCGGGACGUUUAAUUAAAAGUCGCACCCUUUAAAGAGGUGGUGUUGCACACCCGUUGCAUUGCACGGCAAUUAAAACAAUAUCGCGUUCUAAAAAUUGCGUAACUCUACACAGUCAGCAUUAUCAAGAGCGAUUAAGUGGCGGGUUAAGGAGACGAUUAUAAUAAUUUUUCGAAACGAACACUCGUUCGUGAUCCUCGUUCCAACAACGAACGCUUGGCUGUUUCUUCUUCCGUUAUGGAUAUAUAAUUUUGGAUAUUCAAUUUUUUUUGCAGCUAGGAAGAAACUGACUGAGAGUUUUCAAAAAUUUCGAAGAGAGUUUCUUGAUGGAUAAAUAAUAAAGUACAGUUAUCCAAUUCGGAUAUAAUUAUAAUUCAUUAAUAAUUCAUAGAGUUGAGUUUCAAUCUUCGAUGGAAAGUUUGUGAAAAGGAUGAAUCAGGAAUGAAUGUUAAUUUUGAUAUUCGUAAUAUUUUUUUAUCUGUGAAUGAACAAGGGAAAGAUUUUGAAAAUACGAUACGAAAUCCUGCGUUUUGGAGAUGGUAUUCUCCAAGUUUUUGCUGUAUUGAAUAUACGUGUCGUUUCUAAAAUAAUUUAUCAUUUAAUUUGUAUGUGAAGUGAGCAAGAAUUAUUCAUAAUUGGAGAUAAUUCAGAUCUGGAUGAAAUUUAUAUCAAAUGAUAAUUUGCAAAUAAUUAUAUCAAUUAAUGUUAAUCGUUAUUCGAUAAAUAACGAUGAUGUUCUUUCAAAAAAUUAGAGGCAAAACGGAUAUUUGGAAUUGUUUAAGAAAAUUUCGAAAUAAUAUUUAGAAAGAAGAAUGUAUGAAUAAUUCAUAUCGUGAAACGACAGUUUAUUGUACGAGAAAGAUUAGGAUGUUUCCAAAAUGAUAUUAAAAAUUAAUUUUCGAGCAAUUUGAUUUAAUUGCGGAACGAGAUGAAAAAGAUAUAUGUUAAUAAUUGCGAAAUAAAGAUUCAAUUUAAAUUUCCUACGUGAAAUUAAUACGUACAUGAAUUGUGAUUUAUAUUUGGUUUAAUUUAUAUUCAAAAUGAAUGUGUAUAUUGUCGUUAUUAAUAGGAAUUUAUUAAAGCUUAUUAUCGUUUAAUAUCGGUAUGAAAUGUGUAAUAAAUUCAGAUAUAUAUUGAUUUGAGGGAAAUUUGCGAGAUAUUUACGAAGAUAAAGGUGUGUAUAUGCGCGUAAUUUUUCAAAAAUUGUGAUUGACGAAAUAAAUAUUUACGCGUUGAUCCCUGUUAUUUAUUGAUUUCGAAUGUAUUCAUGGAAAAACUUUUUAAAAAAAUGUUUAAAUAUCGUGCACGUUUUAAAAAGAUUGUAUGGAAGAGCACAAAAAAGGAUUGUAUCAA